Messenger RNA from Didymodactylos carnosus, 985 nucleotides. NCBI's taxonomy places the organism in Eukaryota, Metazoa, Rotifera, Eurotatoria, Philodinida, Philodinidae. The record is from the annotation of a GenBank genome assembly.
AUGUCGACUAUUGUACUCCUGUCCGCCGUAUUACUGGCACUUAACAUUUUCGUUCCCAUUCAUUCAAAAGUAACGAAUCGUACGUCUUUGAUCAAGAAAGAUUUUCUCAGUGAUCUUAGAGGAGGUGAAUUUCCUGUCUAUGAUAGCACGGGAAAGAAGCAACUAUAUCGUAUGGAAUCGAAAAUUAGCAAAACGCACAAUGUUCAAGUAUUUGCUACUUCAUCGAAGAAAGUUUUAGCGGAACUGGCAGCCAGAGUGACAUCGAUCAUGUACAAAGGAAAUAUUUCUGUUUUGGAUACAAACUUGAAUCAGUGGAAAAAUGGUACAAUUGAACACGGUAAUAAAUUUAGAAUUUUUUGGAACGGACAACGUAUAUCAAUGGAAGGUAAAGGUAAUUCAUUGGACACAACAUUUCGUGAUGAAUCGAACUUAAAUAUAUUGGCUCAAUUUAAAAAAAGUAAAAGUUCAUUGUUCUCGAAAAGCAAAUACUAUUUGCAAGUAUUCUCUGAUACAUUACCCGAUACAUUCUACUUUUUGGGAGUAGCCGCCAGAGAUGGAAACAAAAAGCUUUCCAAAGGAGACGAUAAUACUAAGGAUUAUGAACGUUAUGUUCGUAUAAAUAAUCUUGCAAACACGGCUAUAUCAUACGAUAAGAACUAUGAGAAAGGGAAAAUGUAUGCUGAUGAAUUGCUUACAUUUAAACCUCAAGAUACCGGUUAUGACAGUGCCGUAUUUAAAGGAAAUAUUUUCAAUGGUCUUAUCGCAUUUAGAAGAGAUAAAAAUGUAGAAGCUGCGAAGAAGUUUUUAUUAGCCGCUGGUAAAAUAGCUGCAGAUCUUGGAGGAUCUGCAACUCUGAAUUCGUUUGGUCCAAACAUGAGUCUUGCUAAAGAUUUAUUGGAAGUACGUGAACAAGAAACGGUGCUCAAAUAUUUUAAUUAUUGUCGAAAAUUUUGGAAAAAAAAUAUAUUAGAUGAAUGGACAAGUG